GCCCGACCUUGCCCUCGGCCUGGAACCCUAGAUCUCGUACCCGUCCCCGUCUCUCUCUGGUUGGCGACGUCGGAAGCGAUGGCGACCUCCAAGGUCGUCGAUGAUGGCGGCGGCACCGGCGAUGAGGGAGGCAACGAGUUCGCAGCGCUCCUGACCCAGGCAAGCGUGGCGGAGGCAAGUGGCGGAGGUGGGUCUUUGCCGUCAGUUCCGCCAUUGCCGGCGGCGUCGAGCAACAGCCCGCACUAGACCGACUACAUCGACUUUACACAGUUGGAUGACGAGAUAUGGCAGGUUAGAAUGAAAUUUGAGAGCGGGCAUACGGUGGAGAGGUACAUGGGUAGGUUAGAUUUGAUUUAUCUCAAUCUUCUUGGUUUGAUGGAGAGUGUUGGGUCUGGAAAGGAUUAUUACAUGCAUUAUGUUAAGGAGGAAGGGGUUGGUUUGAGAGGACCGGCUAUGAUUGAUGGAAAUGACAAGGUCAAGAUGAUGAAGAUUUAUCAGUCCUCCAAGCUGCUGAAUAUUACAGUGAUGAAGGGCAGGGGUUAUGGUUUAUCUCCCGUGAAGAGAGCUGCUGAAUUUUACAGUAAUAUACCGACGGUGGGCAGAAGGAAGAGGAAGAGGCCAGAUGUGAUUACAAUUGAGGAUGAAGAAGUAGCAGAAGCUGAGCAGCACAUUCAAACUCAAUCUAGUGUAAACAUGAUGGCUGAAGCUCAAGUUGGAGGUGCAGUUGAUAAGGGAAAAGCACCAGAAGCUAAGCAGCACAUUCAGACUCAAGCUAGUGUAAACAUGAUGGGUGAAGCUCAAGUUGGAGGUGCAAUUGAUAAGGGAAAAGCACAGGUAGCAGAUGAUACAUCAACAGAAUAUGACUCUGAGGAUUUUGAGAGUGACAGCAAUGCAGAUGCAGACAUUGAUUGUGGUGAGUACAAUGUACACCAAUACAAAACACAGGAGAUGAGAAGCAGUAAGAAGAUGAGCUUGCGCAGUUGGUAGCCAGAAUGAGAGUUGAGAGGAAUGAUCCACAGCAACACUUGGAGGGGGAUACAGAUGUUGAAGACCUUUAUGACCCAGAGCCUCAACUUGUUUCAGACAUUGAGGUUGAGGAUGGGCAACCAAUGCUUAAUCCAGAAAGGAAGAAACCAACAAGGAAAGGCCCCACAACCAGAUCACAUGCAAGUGUAGGUCCUAGCUUCAUUCCUGACCGCAUCAUUUCUUCUUCUGAAGAUAGUGAUCCUGGUCCUAUAUCUGAUGGAGAUGAUGAUGGGGCAGAGGGAAUGUCAUUUGUGGCUCCUUUAAGGAGGAAAAGCAGAUCCAAGAAGCAGGCAAAGAGGAUAUACUAUGAUGAAUCAAGGCAGGCAGCUCAUGAGCAGUUCUGCCUGAAGUUGUGCUUUGCUGAUGUAUAUCAGUUUAGAAGAGGUUUAGUUAAUCUGCACAUUGUCCAGAGCAGGGACUUCAGGUAUCAUAGGAAUUGUAAGAAAAGGGUUAUUGUUAAUUUCAAGCAAAAGAACUGUCCAUUCUACAUGGUUGCAUCUCAAAUCAAGAAUGAGAAGACCUUUUGCAUUAAGAAGAUUUUUUUGGACCACAUGUGUGGGAUCACAAAAGAGAGUACAAGGAUCAAUGCAAAGUGGUUGAGCAAGGCAUAUGAAGGUACCAUUAGAUCUGACGCCACAACAAAUGUCAAGUCAAUCAUGGAUAAAGCAAUGGAAGAUUUUGGAGUUGAAGUGCCCAAGAUGAUGGCUUACAGGGCUAAGAAUAAAGCAAUAGAAGUUGUUCUUGGUGAUCAUGUCAAGCAGUAUACAAGGAUAAGGGACUACAUGCAGACUGUAAUAGAUACCAAUCCUGGUAGCAGAUGCAUAGUCCAAACGGUCAGGCCAAAACCUGGAAAGAAUCCUAGAUUCCAUGGGUUGUUCUUCUGUGUAAAUGGCCCAAAAGAAGGUUUUCUGAAUGGAUCAGACCAUUCAUUGAUUUAGUUGUCAAUAACCUAAGUGAGGUCUUCAACAGGUUCAUUUUAGAUGUCAGGUCCAAACCAAUAGUCACCGUGAUAGAUGGUAUCAGGACAAAAAUGAUGGCCAGAUUUGUGAACAAAAGAGAUGGAGUUGCAGGAAACAGAUGGGAUAUUACAACAUCAUAUAGUGAGAAGCUGGAAAAUGAAAAAAAGUAUGCUAGGUUUUGUAGACCAAUUUGUGCUGGACCUGGAUUAUGGCAAGUGACAAGUGGUGAGAAUACCCAUGCUGUGAACCUUGAAGCUAAGACAUGUGGCUGUAGGAAGUGGGAUUUAACUGGCAUGCCUUACAAUCAUGCAAUUGCAGCAAUCUACAAGGCUAAACAACAUCCAGAGGAUUAUGUUCAUCCAUUUUUCGAGAAAGAGUUGUAUCUCCAAACCUACAGCCCUGUCAUUUAUCCUGUACCUGGUCAGCAUGAUUGGACCAAGACCAACACUGAUGACAUUGAUCCCCCUAUCUUCUUGAAGCAUCCUGGCAGACCAAAGCAUAAAAGGAGAAAGGGACAGUUUGAGCCUCCAGCUGCUAGGGACACUUCUAUAAUGGGAGUUAUUACAUGCAGUAAUUGCAAGCUGCAAGGACAUAACUACUUAAGCUGCAAGAAAGCACUGAGGCCUGAACUUCAGAUUAGGAAAAAUAAUCACAAGGCAAACAGGACUGUCCCUGAUUAUGUCAGUAACCCACCUUCUCCAACACAAGGUCAAGUAGCUCCAACAUCUUCUCAGCAAGCAGAGCAAGAACUACCAAGAACAUCUUCUAGCAGCAGAGCAACAGCAACUACACCACCUAGAACAGGUGCUCCAGCUCCUGCCCCAAGAAGGUCACCAAGGCAUGCUCAAGCCGGCACAGUUGCUCCAGCUCCUGCCCCAAGAAGAUCAACAAGACAAGGUCAAGCCGGCACAGCUGCUCCAGCUCCUGCCCCAAGAAGGUCACCAAGGCAUGCUCAAGCCGGCACAGCUGCUCCAGCUCCUGCCCCAAGAAGAUCAACAAGACAAGCGACUGCUUUCUCAGCUCCAAGGCCAUCAGGUGCAGAACAUGAAGAGCAGGCUGGAGCAAGUAGACCCAGGAAGAAGGGAAACAAAAUUAUGUAAUACUUCACUGUUGGUAAUGGCAGACGGGAGCGAUUGUUGUUGCUGUGAUGUAAGACACAAUUAUUUUGUGAAGCCCACUGUGAUGUGAUCUACUGUGAUCUCAAGUGGUGCUUGUGAGCUAGUCAAUAAACUUAAUGGUCUGUAAGCUAACUAAUUCUGAUGAACUUGUUCUGUAAUGCGUGAUGUAGGCUGAUACUUGUGCUGUAAUGCUUCCUGUAAGCUUUAUGGCUGAUGAAACUAGCUGAUGUGCCCUUCUAGAGAUGUGAACUGGCAGAUGUGAACUGGCAGUGAACAACUAUUUUGUUGAAUUAAUGGUCUGUAAGAUGAAGUUGUGCUGCUA
Molecule: messenger RNA, 3425 nt
Organism: Brachypodium distachyon (stiff brome)
Lineage: Eukaryota; Viridiplantae; Streptophyta; Magnoliopsida; Poales; Poaceae
Product: translation initiation factor IF-2-like
Exons: 4
Coding region: 993-1964 (323 amino acids)
Molecular function (GO): zinc ion binding
Source: RefSeq, a predicted model, not a curated record